This is a messenger RNA of Penicillium antarcticum, 999 nucleotides long. RefSeq lists its product as uncharacterized. The transcript has 4 exons. Lineage: Eukaryota; Fungi; Ascomycota; Eurotiomycetes; Eurotiales; Aspergillaceae. The coding region runs from base 1 to 999 and encodes 332 amino acids. The record is from RefSeq and is a predicted model, not a curated record.
AUGGCCAACCCUAUUGAACUUCCUCUGGUGGACAUCUCCAACUCACACGAUGUGGCCGCUGGGAAGAAACUGCUCGACGCUGCUGUAAAACAUGGCUUUCUGUAUGCCGACAGCAACAGUACGAUGCUUACGGCGUUGGAUGUUGACCAGACCUUUAAUCUGGUUCGUGAAUACCCCUUGCGUCUAGUGCCGAGAACCGGGGAUGGGUUGGCAUGCAUGUUGAGACGCUGGAUCCUGAACAUCACGAUAGCAUUGAAUAUCGGGGAAUUCCAGGAGGGAAAUCUCCAACAACCACUACCCCCGUGUUUGGUUUCAAGAGAGUCGGAAAUCGCUCGUUUCACCAGUCUCUGCAAUGCCACCUGCAUUCAGAUUCUGAGGCUCCUUGCCCUUGGGCUGGAGAUCGAUGAGGACUUUUUUACCUCUCGCCAUGAUCAAUCAAGAGGUACGACAGGCAACUCGCUUCGAUGGCUCUAUUAUCCAGCUGUGGUCUCAUCAUACCGGCCAGGAAAGGAUAUUCGAGCGGGGGCUCAUUCUGACUACGGAAGUAUCACCUUGUUGUUCCAACGUCCCGGGCAGCCAGGGCUUGAAAUUCUCACCGCAAACAAUGAAUGGGCACCAGUCCCGGUAUAUCCGGAUGGCCGAACAGACUUCCCUUUUCCUCCAAUACUAGUGAACAUUGGCGACAUGUUAAGCUAUUGGACAGACGGCUUGCUCAAGUCAACGGUUCAUCGAGUCGUGUUCUCCGAACAAGACCAAUCAGAUCAUACAUCCAAACCGCGCGAUCGCUACAGUAUCGCAUUCUUCUGUCAGCCAAUGAGUGAGACAGAUCUCAUUCCCGUUCCAAGCGAAAUAGUUUCCCUUUAUCGGAAAGAACAGAAAGGCGAAGAAACUGGGAGAGCGUUUGGCCAUGGGGGAGGUGCCCGUGGUCCGAACACCGGCCAGCCUUGUAUGACAGCAGGGGAGCAUUUGCAGUCUCGUUUGGCGGCAACAUACCUGUAG